This is a messenger RNA of Schizosaccharomyces cryophilus OY26, 1628 nucleotides long. RefSeq names its product phosphomethylpyrimidine kinase. The coding region runs from base 539 to 1510 and encodes 323 amino acids. The record is from RefSeq and is a predicted model, not a curated record. The transcript has a single exon. Gene Ontology annotation, cellular component: cytosol. NCBI's taxonomy places the organism in Eukaryota, Fungi, Ascomycota, Schizosaccharomycetes, Schizosaccharomycetales, Schizosaccharomycetaceae. Gene Ontology annotation, molecular function: phosphomethylpyrimidine kinase activity; hydroxymethylpyrimidine kinase activity. Gene Ontology annotation, biological process: thiamine biosynthetic process.
AAAGUUAAUCUACCCCACAUGCAAUUCGAGACAACAUAACAGCGAAAAUAAUAAGAGGACACAAAAACAACAACAACAAAAGGCCCUCAGAAGACGAAAACGUUAAGUUCAGUGCGCAUUUGAUCCUUACCAGUCCGUAAUUCGCCUUGGCCGGAUGUAGCUUUGUUUCUUUACUCUUUUUUUUUUUCUCUUUCCUUCUGUUACCAAUACAAUAACAUUAAGCUUCUAGUUUCUUUUUCAAUAAAAAUACAUUAAGGUACGAAAAUGAUCAUUGAAUCGCGCUCGCAUACUUGCACCCAGAUGCACAAGCAGCGGAUGGAUGAAUGGUAAUUUGCAGGAAGCAGAUCUGGGAUUGUAUCAAAAGCAAACAAUUUUUUAAAAAAGAGUUUGUUCAUAAAAAGAGUCUUUCCAUAUUUCAAAGUUUCAAUAUUCUUCGACAGUUUUUGAUAUAAUUUGGCGUUGCUCAUCCUUCCUUGGAAUUCACUGUUUAUUGAUUUGAAUCCGACUCACCCAUUCCUGCAUUUGUUUUUCUUUCCUCAUGAAGUUUCUUAAGUCUCCUGCUUGUCUGUCUAUUGCUGGAUCCGAUUGUAGUGGAAGUGCUGGGAUUCAAGCUGAUCUGAAAGUUAUGCAAGCAUAUGGAGUGUAUGGGAUGUCGGUCUUGACGGCGCUAACCUCACAAAACUCAAAAGGGAUCGAUGGCAUAUAUUCCGUUCACCCUCUACUCAUCCAGAGGCAAUUGGAUGCUUGUCUCAGCGAUAUUGAAUGCCAUACGGUAAAGAUUGGAAUGUUACCAGAUUCGAAAAGCGUACUCCGUAUUGCAGAGACUCUCCAACGGCAUCAAGUAAAAAAUAUAGUCAUGGAUUCAGUGAUCAUUAGCAGCGCUGGGCACAUUAUGUGUGAACGAACUGCAAUAGCAGCCACUAUAAAGCAUCUUUUCCCUCAUGUACUCGUCUAUUCGUCUAAUAUUAUGGAAGCCUAUGUUUUGGUUCAGCGGGCUCUUGGACACGUGCCCUUCGCCCUUCAUUCCUUUGACGACAUUCAGAAACUUGUUACAAUAAUCCAUAAAGCAGGGCCUAAAUUUAUCGUGCUAAAUGGUUAUCAUGUUGCAUAUAAUGAGAACUUUGAGAUUACCAGCAUGCCAACAGCCAACUCUUUUACUAUAAACUUGAUAUUUGAUGGAAAGACUUUUUAUGUGUUUCAAAAACCAUAUGAUUUACUUCAUUCCAAAGCCGUUCAUGGAACUAGUUGUUCAAUAACCGCAGCCAUUGCCUCAAAUUUAGCAUUGGGAAAACCUCCUAUAGAAGCUAUUCAAGAAGCAAUGCAAUCCAUUGAGUGUGCAUUGCUCAAUACACAAGAAGAUACCUCAUCCAUUAACCGAUCUGCUCAAUUAUUCUCUAAAAUAAAGCCUUCUUGUUCCCCUUCCAACCCAAUCGUAACCUUUCAUUUAAGAUCUUCCACUGCUACCACCGAAUUGCAUUCAUCUAUCUCAUCCUCAAAAACAAAAUUAUGAAAAUAAAGUGCUUUUUGAUAAAUGCCUAUUAUUGCCUCUUACGUCCUGCUCUAAACAGGGAUACCCUUUAUGUUUGACGAACAAACUGCUGUUACUAAUUUUUUGCUUUAGAUUAACC